AUGGAAGCUGAUCUGCUCGAGCGGCUUCUGCAAGAGAAGCACGCUGCCAGAGAACAGGUGCUGCUGGCCGAGAGGAAGACCCAGACAGCUGCCAGCACUGUCGCGCAUAUCCUUCAAGAUGUGGAGCACGCCGAGGAGCAGCUGGCGAUACAUCUCUCUGCAGAAGAAGCGGCAAAGGUUGAGAGUGACGCCGCGGACAAGGCAGCCGCCGAGGCUGAGACGGCCCGCAGCACUGCGGAGGCCCAGCUCCUGGUUGGGCACAUGGAGCAGGAUUUGUGCAGGCUGGCUUGCGCCAUCCUUCUAGCAGAGGAGAAGGAUUUGCAGAUGCCGGCAGACCAAGUCUCCAGAGUUCAGAAAAUCUGUGAGAAGCUGGACCUCGAGGACUCCUUGCGCUGUACCCUGCCGCUGGUUUUGCAGAAACCAGCGGGGACAAGAUCCUUCUUGGAGAAGGCAGCAGCGCAGCUGAUCACAAAGGCUAUGCAGGAGCACAUGGACAAACUCAGCCAGGAGCUGACCAGCGACGAAGUUCAGGGCUCCACUGAAGCUGCAACUGCAAGGGCUCAGGAAACGCGCGCGAGCUCGAAGGCGGCACAGGCUUCACUGGCCAAAGCACGUGAUGGCGUGCGGGCGGCGCAGGCGGCAGUUGAUGCUGUUCGUGCCCGCCUGGACCAAGCGCGCGCCGAAGAGAGAAGGGCAUUGGCGGAGUCCGUCGAUGCCAGUUCCACAGGAGCCAAGACCAUGGAGUCUCUUCGUCAGUUCCGCAAGGGCGCCCUUGCGGCGUACCAGAGCUUGGAAGGGCCUGCAGUUCCCUGCCAGGCGGUGGACGACUUGGAGCGGAAGAUUUCAGACUUCGAGGAGAGUUGCCGGAUCGAAGUGCGGGAGCUGCGGAAGGCCAUGGAGGAGCAAAGUUUGGUGGACCAGAAGGCCACCGCCGACGAAGAACGCGGUGACUGCGAGGAAGCUUUGCCACCAGGUCCGCCGACCACGGCCAGCGCGGAGGUCUCGGAGGAUGGGUGCCCAACUUCGUGCCAAGACGAAGCAGCUGUACCGGCUGGCGACAAGGCCGGCAGCGAGCCAGGCGAUGUGGCCAUGACUGGAGAGGUGGAGAUUAGCAUUCCGGACACGCAGACGGACGAGGUUGAUGCCGCCGACAGAGGAUGCGGUGACUGCGAGGAAGCUUUGCCAGGUGGGCCGACCACGGUCAGCACGGAGGUCUCAGAGGAUGGGUGCCCAACCUCGUGCCAAGACGAAGCAGCUGUACCGGCUGGUGCCAAGGCCGGCGGCGAGCCGUGCGACGUGGCCAUGGCCGGAGCAGAGGUAGAGACCUGCAUACAGAACAGUCAGGACACGCAGGCGGACGAGGCCGAAGCCGCCGCCGACAACGGCUGCGGUGACUGCGAAGAAGCUUUGCCAGGUGUAUCCGCGGCCAGCGCAGAGGUCUCAGAGGAUGGGUGCCCAACUUCGUGCCAAGAGGAGGCAGCACAGGCAGCACUACCAGCUGGUCCCAAGGACGACGACGAGUCGUGCGAUGUCGCAAUGACCGGAGCAGAGGUGGAGACUAGUAUUCCGGACACGCAGGCGGACGAGGUUGAUGCCGCCGACAGAGGAUGCGGUGACUGCGAGGAAGCUUUGCCAGGUGGGCCGACCACGGUCAGCACGGAGGUCUCAGAGGAUGGGUGCCCAACCUCGUGCCAAGACGAAGCAGCUGUACCGGCUGGUGCCAAGGCCGGCGGCGAGCCGUGCGAUGUGGCCAUGGCCGGAGCAGAGGUAGAGACCUGCAUACAGAACAGUCAGGACACGCAGGCGGACGAGGCCGAAGCCGCUGCCGACAAUGGCUGCGGUGACUGCGAAGAAGCUUUGCCAGGUGUAUCCGCGGCCAGCGCAGAGGUCUCAGAGGAUGGGUGCCCAACUUCGUGCCAAGAGGAGGCAGCACAGGCAGCACUACCAGCUGGUCCCAAGGACGACGACGAGUCGUGCGAUGUCGCAAUGACCGGAGCAGAGGUGGAGACUAGUAUUCCGGACACGCAGGCGGACGAGGUUGAUGCCGCCGACAGAGGAUGCGGUGACUGCGAGGAAGCUUUGCCAGGUGGGCCGACCACGGUCAGCACGGAGGUCUCAGAGGAUGGGUGCCCAACCUCGUGCCAAGACGAAGCAGCUGUACCGGCUGGUGCCAAGGCCGGCGGCGAGCCGUGCGAUGUGGCCAUGGCCGGAGCAGAGGUAGAGACCUGCAUACAGAACAGUCAGGACACGCAGGCGGACGAGGUCUCCUCCGCUCAGGAUUCUGUGAACUUGCGCUCGGUGUUCAACUUCGGCUUGGCCACAAUGCUCCUGACAUUAUCUGGAUGUGGCGAGGCACCCGAACCCGAGACUCAGCGAGAGUGA
This is a messenger RNA of Symbiodinium natans, 2382 nucleotides long. The record is from the annotation of a GenBank genome assembly. NCBI's taxonomy places the organism in Eukaryota, Dinophyceae, Suessiales, Symbiodiniaceae.